GCCCAUUCUCACAUUCCUCCAUCCUUAUAUUCUCCUAUCACCCACGGCUCUCAUUCCUGAUAUCUCCCUUUGCUCGCCCUUUAUUCUAUUGACCCCUCAUACCCUGCCCUGAUUCCGUCAUCGUCCUGUUGUCUUAUCAUUAUAUUUUUAUAUUUAUAUUUUUUUUUACUAUUGAUACUUCCUGUCUUCCGCUCUUGCUGUUCUUUUUCCUUUUCCUCCAUCUAUCGGGGUUUCCCCAGUUUCAACUGCCUGUAUCACCCAUCCAAUUUCAUCUACAUGUGCAUGUGCAUGGUUUCAGGAGCAAAGCAAGAAAAAGAAAAAAAGUAAAUCGCACCACUAACUCAAUCCAGUCCGCAUAAUGACGGUUGCUGCACCUCCCGUGGCUCCGGCCCACGAGAAUGGUGUCAACGGCGUCCCAGGACACCAUCACCACCAUCACCAUCAUCUCAAUAUGGCUCUGCCUCGAUUCCACCCAAUUGCCAUGAACCCCAACCAACAAGUGCACCCGGACCAUCUACCACCUCACCAUCACUUUCGUCACUUCCCGCCUCCGCCUCCGUUGCAAGACCAUGGACACGGCCCCCCGGGCCCGCCGCCGCCUGUACACCACUUAGACCACAUCGAAGGUCGCUUAAGACAGCUGGAGCAUGAAGAGGCUGCCCGCAUGGCUGCGCGUAGCCAUUUACUAGCCGUCCGCAAGCGUGAAGAUGAAGAAUUCCGUAGGAUGACUGAAAACGCCGAAGCUGAAGAAGAGGAACUCCGUAGACAGCGAAAACGGCUGAAGCGCGAGUCUCUGGGGCUGGGCUUCAAUGGGAACGUGGAUUCCCCGCCACUACGACCCACGCCCCCGCGUCGUCUCUCCGAGACCAAUGCGGCCACGACCCUUGCCUUUUUCAAGCAACAGAGUCCGCCAGAGCCCCGUGCAAUCCCUCCCCCGCCGCCGCAGAUUCCGCCCCCUCAUCACCAUAUCCCGCCGCCCCAGCAUCUUCAUCACCACGACCCCAACGGAGCCAGUGCCAUCCGGCGCAAGCAGAAGUACACGAUCAAGAAUGUCGAAGCGUGGGGGGAGCGUCAUGGGCGACCAGCAUCGCAUGAUCCGUCGGGUCGUGCCCUGUGGAAGCGGCCGUCGGACGGCAGCCUGGUCUAUCUGACGUGUCCGGUGUCCGGCUGCGGGAAAGCCGACUUUGUGACGCUGCACGGGUUCAUGUGCCAUCUGACCAAGAAGCACAAGGACCGCAGCCUCGGGAGUCAGUCGAGAGCGCUCGAAGUAUGCGGCAUCGUUUUCGACCCGAAUGCGCCCCUCCCGCCAGUGUCGACCGUUCAACGGGCGUCCACCGAAGAGAGCCGCAUAGACUCGGCCCCCGAGGGCUACUCCCAAGACAUCGAUUACUCCUCCGCGUCGGAGGAGGAGGAAGGACGGAUCAAACGAGUGAAGCUGGAGGCCGUGGAGAAGACCAUGCCACCCCCGCCCAUGGCCCCUUUCCCUCCCCCGGAGGAACCGGUGCAGGCACCGAAGGUCAACGGCUCGACCUCGACCUCGACCUCGAUCUCAACGAAACAGUCCAUCUCCUCGAUCAUCGAUCGCAAUCCGGAAGAAGAGUACCGUCAGCGGGAGCGCGAGAUUUCACCCCCUCUGCGGCCGGUGGAGCCUCCCUCGCGACCCUCCCCGGAGCGCCGGUCCCCUCCCACCCGAGACGAGGCCGAGAUCCCUGUUCCCCCGCGAGUGGAGCGAGGCCGCAGUGAACCCCGAGAUCCUGCCGAACGGAGGUGAUCGAAAUCGUCCAGUAUAAUACAAAUUCGCGACGCAUAUGCGUUUGUUGCAUUCCCCAGUCGCAUAGUCUAAGCAUGCAUUCGCUUUGGCCUUCAUUCAUUGCACUUUUUGCGUCAAUACCCGAUUGUGUAUCCUGGGUGGUUUUCUGCAUUACCUUAUUUACAUUGAUAGUUAAUGUUUUUCUUUCACUCCCUCCUUUUGAUCCCUCCUCUUGACCCGCGGUUCAAUCGGUCAUGUACUAAUCUUUUUUCCUCAUUGCCUGUCACGUCAUCUUUAUACUGGCAUGGCGGUUACGGUUCUGGGCCUCUGCGAUGGCCCUGCAUUUCUUUUUCUAUCUGCCUGUUUAUACUGCAUCUGCAUGGAUGUUUAUACUGCACAUGUCGUUUACGCUUGAGGGUUGCAUGCACGGGUGGUGCAUUGGCUAACGAAAAUAUUAUUGCAUAUGUAAUAC
Messenger RNA from Aspergillus campestris IBT 28561, 2222 nucleotides. RefSeq lists its product as uncharacterized. The transcript is spliced from 2 exons. Bases 359 to 1771 code for a protein of 470 amino acids. The record is from RefSeq and is a predicted model, not a curated record. Lineage: Eukaryota; Fungi; Ascomycota; Eurotiomycetes; Eurotiales; Aspergillaceae.